Molecule: messenger RNA, 1254 nt
Organism: Didymosphaeria variabile
Lineage: Eukaryota; Fungi; Ascomycota; Dothideomycetes; Pleosporales; Didymosphaeriaceae
Exons: 1
Coding region: 1-1254 (417 amino acids)
Cellular component (GO): fungal-type vacuole
Source: RefSeq, a predicted model, not a curated record
AUGCGGAUCUCGAUACGCCUUGCGGGCGUGCUCGCCCUUGCCGCGCCGGUAGUCCUCGCGCAAGAAGUUCAGGACGAUGACAAUACGUCGACGAAUCAGCCGAGUGCCACUCAGGCAACCAACGAAGAAACACAGACAAGCGACUCUGCGCAAACAACCGAUGCACCUAAGACGACCGAUGCGCCUUCAACGACGGAGGGAGACUCGUCCACAGAAGAAACGCAGUCAUCGAGCGAAGCACCAAAGACCACCGAAGCCGAAUCCUCCGCCUCCGGCAACUUCGUCUCUACGCUGCCCGUCACUACCAGCACAACUGCCGCACCCACACAAACACAGGACAGUGCUGGAAACUUUUUGUCGCUUCUUCCCUCGCAGGCCGGUGUUGGUAUACCCGACGUAGGGGUUCCGGACACUGCUGGGGCAGCUUUCAUGCAGAAGUCGGAUCUGCCUGACGGGACGGUCUUCAUAUGUGUCGGCGCUAUCUUGGCCUUUUUCGGAUUGGGCGUGCUCGUCUGGCGCGGUCUGGUUGCAUGGUCGCUGCACCGUUCUGUCAAGCGCGCUGCCCUGGCUCAGAACCUCGCGGACCUCAAGGAUAUGUCAGCUGCACCCGGCGGCAGGAAACGGGGGAUGUACAAUGUGGUCGGUGCAAGCUCUACUAUGUCGCUCGAUCACCUCUCCGCUGCACCCACGGGAACUUCCAAGCCGCCCAAACCUUUCGCGUCCACCACGACCAGCACUCCCCCCAAGUCAAACUCCCUAUUCUUCUCUCCUACCGCUGGUGGCAGCACUGGUCUGCGCGAUUCUGUCGCGAACCGGUCGUCACAGUAUUUGCCAGCAGGAUACUAUUCUUCUGGUAACGCGCAGGCUGCGCAAGGCUCACCCAUGACCCACGUGGGCGGUGCCGGUGCCGGAUCGCAUUUGUCAACACACUCUUUAGCCAUGCCAGGAAACCGGUACAGUGCCCGUUCUGGUAUCUCUCCUCCACAGUCUCCUUCUCUUCCUCCAUCGCGGGGUUACGACCGUGCCCCGCCUUCUCGCGACGGCCUAUCCAUCUACAACAGGAACAGCGUCGCAACGCUUGGUUCUCCAACAGGAAGAGCAGGCGUAUACGGAAAUGACCAUGGAAGCGCAAGUCAAUUGUCCUUGAACGGUUUGAACGUACCAGGUGGAACAACUACCGGAGGCCGGGCACCGAGCGCCUAUCUGGAAGACCUGUUCGAGAACCACGGCAACGGACCCAGGGAACGGUUCUAG